Molecule: messenger RNA, 1197 nt
Organism: Microthlaspi erraticum
Lineage: Eukaryota; Viridiplantae; Streptophyta; Magnoliopsida; Brassicales; Brassicaceae
Source: the annotation of a GenBank genome assembly
AUGGCAUUUGUUCUCACCAUUCUGUUAGUUAUAUCUUCUGUUCACUCUCAUGCAACAUCUGAUGAUAUUUCUGUUGAAAGCGAUAAUGAUGAAGAAGAACAAGAGUCCGGAGAAGAUGAUGAUGAUAAUAAUGAAGAAGGCUUCACUUAUGGUGUACCGGAAUCGCAACCACAACAACCAAUGGAAAAUCACUCAUCAGUGCCGAUUGAGAUACCUACACAUAACCGACGAUCUAGGCAACAUGGUAACAGAGGUGGUAGAACUACUAAUAGAGGACGAAACCAAUCCAGCCGACAGACAACACAAAUUCCACGAAGAAGAGCUGUUAUGGACACACAUCUAACAAAUAUUGAGUCAUAUCUUGCAACUAUGCAAACUCCAAUCCAGAUGCUCAAUGCACGUAGCCAAGCGAAUGAAGAUUAUGAGCGUGAAUCAUGGUUGCAACUAAAUGAAUUACAAGGCAUAGAAAAAUUUACAGAUUUUUGGUGGGCAUCAUCGGAGAUUUUAAGAGACCCGUUCGAGCAAAAGAGGUUUGUGCUGCUAAAAAAUAAUGAAGAGAGAAUUCGUUUUCUCGAAGGGGUGACAGGUUAUGAUCGAAGUGGCACUUUUCGGGGUAGUCCAUGGAAACGUCAGCUUAGUGGUUCUAGCGGGCCAAGUAGUAGAGGAUCAUUUGGUAGUGGAUCUGGUUCUCCUGGCGUAGGAGGGUUUUCACAAUUCAAUAAUGCUGGAAAUUUCAACAUCGGAGGAACUUCAAAUUUUGGUGGUGAUGGUUAUGAUCGAAGUGGCACUUUUCGGGGUAGUCCAUGGAAACGUCAGCUUAGUGGUUCUAGCGGGCCAAGUAGUAGAGGAUCAUUUGGUAGUGGAUCUGGUUCUCCUGGCGUAGGAGGGUUUUCACAAUUCAAUAAUGCUGGAAAUUUCAACAUCGGAGGAACUUCAAAUUUUGGUGGUGAUGGUACUUCAAAUUUGGGAGGGUUUUCACAAUUUGUAAGUUCCGGUUCACCGAACCAAUUCAGAAGAAGACAAGGAUUUCAAGUUCCAAACUCUAACCCACAGUUUGAUGAGUCCUCAAAUCCAAGAGUUAGCUCUGAUGAAGGUUUUGCAUAUAGACCUGCGUCUGCAUCCGAGUUACUUGAUCGUUUUAAUUUGUCUGAUUUCAAUCGCACAAUUGGAAACAAUGAUAAUGAUGGAGACAACUAG